Enterospora canceri is the source of this 453-nucleotide messenger RNA. Lineage: Eukaryota; Fungi; Microsporidia; Enterocytozoonidae. The record is from the annotation of a GenBank genome assembly.
AUGCUUCAUUAUCUUCUUGUUAAGGACAGACUCAAAGGCUUUAGAAAGGCAGGAAAUCAAAGCUAUAGGGCGGUAGUUAGAAGGAUUGGAGCGGUCACCCUUUUUAAGGACAGGUUGAAUGUGAGCAAACUUCCAGCAAGAAGGAUAGGUAGAAGUAGAGAAACACAGACGAAAGAGUUUGACCAGGCAGUGAGCGAGUUCGGAAGCACAGUUUUUGAGAACAAUAGGAGGGACUCCAUCCGGACCGUAAGCCUUCCGAGAAUCAAGACCAGAGAGGGCCUGGAAAACGUCAUGAUAAAGAAUUUUAAUUUUAGGGAUGAAGUAGUCAGAGGGUGGAGGAGUAGGAGGAAUAUGCCCAGUAUCAUCCAAAGUAGAGUUGGUAGCAAAGGUUUGAGCGAAGAGUUCAGCUUUAGAGAAAGAAGAGACAGCUGUGGGGCCAUCUGGUUGAAUUAA